Messenger RNA from Anarrhichthys ocellatus (wolf-eel), 4087 nucleotides. It is a transcript of the gene nuak2, whose product is annotated as NUAK family, SNF1-like kinase, 2. Gene Ontology annotation, biological process: protein phosphorylation; microtubule cytoskeleton organization; intracellular signal transduction. The transcript is spliced from 6 exons. Gene Ontology annotation, molecular function: tau-protein kinase activity; ATP binding. Gene Ontology annotation, cellular component: cytoplasm. Lineage: Eukaryota; Metazoa; Chordata; Actinopteri; Perciformes; Anarhichadidae. The record is from RefSeq and is a predicted model, not a curated record. The coding region runs from base 295 to 2172 and encodes 625 amino acids.
UGUCCGGCUGCAGGCGGAGCUCGUGUCGCAGCACGCUGUGUACCUGCAGCUGGUAGGUCUCAGCGCUACAGAUACACAGACACUCUUUAGCUUUCGGUCUGAAACAUUUAGUUGUAGUAAUCUGCUGCACAGCCGGAGUCAGCUCGUAUUUACACUUGUAUCUGAAUUGUACCUGAGCACUUUUGGGAGCAACUUGCUCCAACAACAACAACAGAGCUCCGCGCGGAGGAAUGCACUUUAUCUGCGUGAGAAAAUACGCCAAAAAGAAGAAGAAGACGACAACGUUUUAUCAGGAUGGAGAGCUUAAAUGGUGCCCGUCUGUCGUCAAGCCGUUGGCCGUCUGUUGGGGCAGUUUCACCGGGUGAACAUCCUCCUGUUGGGAGAGCUCCGUCCCAGGUGACCGUGAAGAGACAAGCCGUGAAGAGACACCACCACAAACACAACCUGAAGCACAGGUACGAGUUUCUGGAGACCCUCGGGAAAGGAACCUAUGGCAAAGUGAAGAAGGCCAAGGAAAGAUCCGGCCGACUGGUUGCCAUAAAGUCGAUCAGAAAGGAUAAGAUAAAGGAUGAGCAGGACCUGGUUCAUAUUCGCAGAGAAAUUGAGAUCAUGUCCUCACUCUGCCAUCCGCACAUCAUCACCAUAUAUGAAGUAUUUGAGAACAAGGACAAAAUUGUGAUUGUGAUGGAGUACGCCAGCCGAGGGGACCUGUACGACUACGUCUGUGACAAGGGGAACAUCUCUGAACGGGAGGCCAGGCACUUCUUCAGACAAAUCGUAUCGGCUGUGCACUACUGCCAUCAGAAUGGAAUAGUACACCGGGACCUGAAACUAGAAAAUAUUUUACUAGAUGGCAAAGGCAAUGUGAAGAUCGCAGACUUCGGGCUGUCGAACCUCUUCCACGGUGAUGAGUACCUCCAAACCUUUUGUGGAAGCCCUCUGUAUGCUUCCCCAGAGAUUGUCAAUGGACGGCCAUACCGCGGGCCAGAGGUGGACACUUGGUCUCUUGGUGUGCUGUUGUACACUAUGGUUCAUGGUACUAUGCCAUUUGACGGAAACAACCACAAGGCAUUGGUCCAACAGAUAAGCACCGGAAACUAUCGUAAACCCACCAAUCCCUCUGAUGCAUGUGGGCUUAUCCGUUGGAUGCUGAUGGUAAAUCCUGAGCGCAGAGCCACAAUAGAGGAGAUUGCAGGACACUGGUGGCUCAACUGGGGCUACCCGCAGCCAUUACUGGCUGAGACAAAGAGCAGUCCAGUGGAGCAGACCACUUCCCCAGCCUCUCCAUCGACAUCACAUCCUGCCGGGCUGGCCCUUGUUGGUAGUUGGCUGCGCCGUACGUCCAGGCCUUUACUGGAGAAUGGCUCUAAGAUGCGCUGCCUGCUGCGCUCACAGGGCGGUGGAGGGGAUGUCGUCCGGCAGCGCUCCCUGCGAAGGUCGCAAAAGGAAAACAACGUCUCCCAGACCGUUCAUGAAGUAAGCACUGACAGUCGCCCCUCCAAGGGGAUUCUAAAGAGACGCAACAGUGUGAAACAGAAGGCAAUGGAUGAAGUCCCUGCUGCGGGUUCAGUGGAGCCACAGAACAUUUUGGGUUUGUCUGCACCAGCUGAUGCGCCUUCAGCUGAUCCGCUGCCUCGCAAAGGAAUCCUAAAGAAGCGAGCGGAGCAGGAGUCGGGCUACUACUCCUCCUCUCCCGAGAACAGCGACUCUGGCUGGGCUCCACAAGCUAAAGAGUGCCCUUCACCGCCAACUCACAGGAAAGGCAUCUUGAAGCGCAAUGGAAAGUUCUCCUCAGGUAGGCUGCAGGAGUUUGGCUCUCUGGACCAGCUGGCGGCUUCGUUACCCUGCGGAAGCGUCCGGUCGAGACCGAGCGGGGCCACCAGCGAGGACAGCAUUCUGUCUUCCGAGUCCUUUGACCAGCUGGAUCUGCCAGACUGCGUAGGACCUCCAGCACAACUGGAUAAACCAGCCAAGUCCAGCAUGAGAGGAUGCGUGUCUGCUGACAACCUGCUGGACAUCACAGAAGACGGGAUCCUUGGGGACAGGUUGCCGAGGGCCUGGCACUGCUACAGGUCUGGAGUGGCUGACAGCGCCUUUUCGAUCACAGACUGUGAUAAUGUAACAGAGGCUUACAAACAAGCCACGGUUACACGAGGCUCUGCAGCAAGCUGAAGGCCUGUUAACUAAAGACUGCUAAACUACUGAAGACAUGUUCGCCAAAGUGCAUUAUGUGACCUCACCAGCACACUGUUGUGAUAAUCAUUCUGGCAAACUUCAGGAAGUGCACAGUACCAAAAAGGCCGGAGGCUUCUUGUUAAAUGUCGACGGCUGUAUUUUAGAUGGUGAUAAGUGUCCUUAUGAAUAUCUUGUAAUUUUGAAUGAGUAAAGCAGACUAAAAAUAAGCAGACUGCACAAAUAUCAUGCUGCAGUUUAAAAUGUCCAUUUCAAAGAUCCUCAGCAGAGGAGAGCUGCUGCUGUUGGUCAACCAGGAGCUCUACAUUUUCAACAUAAGAGCUUAUUAUCAAGUGUAGUUAAAAAGUCACCCUGAAAACAAAAAACUGGUCUUCAAUGUCAAAGUAAAGUUUGUUGAACACAUUGCUCAGUGACAAUAAACCAAGAAGCUGACAUUCACAGUCACAAUAGGACUGUUGUUUGAACAACGCUUCAGCCACAAAGUCGGUGUCUUUUACUGUCGACAGGACAGUUUGAUAAAGAGUUUAUGACUUAACAGCUCUUUAAGAUUCUAGCAGUGCGAGAGCUGAUCAUCUGUCAACAUAUUUAUCUAGAACAGCACUAACGCACAGGUUCAACGUUAGGAGGGGUAUACUACAGCUUUUACUGUGCUUCAGGAUGUGGGGAAAUGACAUUUCGUGGAUACCAAAGAGUAAGUUUGCUACCGUCAUUGGAGUUAUUGUUUCGUUAUUUAAAGCAACAGCAAAAAGUGCCAAGAUGUUUGUUUGUGACAGGGAUUUCAGCUCUGAAGAGCAAUUUGUUUUUUUUUUUUGUUUUUUUUUUUUUUUUUAAAUUCUUGUUUUUUUCCACUUGAAAGGACUCGUUCUAAGUUUGGAUAAUGACUUGAAUAAUAAUCAUAACAUGUGACUCACAUAGAGCGUAACCAGUAGAACCUGCUUUUGCUCCAGAGCCUGCACUAAUACAAUGGACAGGUGGCAGUUUCACAGGAAAGGUAGGGCUCAUAAGGCUUUAAGGUCAAAACACUUUACUUUGUAAAACAGUGAGGUGUUUGAAAGCGAACAAUGCGCCCCAGCUAACUACUGUAUGUGUAACCCUUGUACCGAAUUUUCAAGAUCCGUCAUGCAGCUCGUGUGAACUUUUAAAUUUAAAAUAUCUCGACACCUAAGGUGAUACAGUAUUUCACAAAGCUAGAUUACAAGUUCAGCCAUUUAACUGUUUGUUUAAAAAAAAAAAAAAGAGAAGUACCACGGUUUAACCUGGUGACCUUGAAUGGUAAAAAAAAAAGCUUAAAUAUCAGGUUUAGAAGUAGAAUCAUGCAGGCUAAUGAUGACAUUACGUUUUACAAGAUAUCUGGUUUCUACUCCUGCUUUAUUAAAUACCUGCUGGUAAUCAGAAAUGUACAUUAGUAUGUUUUGUUUCUGUAUGAAAUGUCAUGCUGCACACUGGAGCAACUUAAUUGGAUUGGCAUGCUGGCAUUAAAGUAUAACAUCAAAAAUAUUUUUUUCCAGGUAUUUAUGGCCACGCUGAGGCUUAUCAGGAAUGUAACACGCAUACAAAAGUAAACUUUGAAUUGGUUGAUUCCAACUUAACAUUCUUUUCAUUCAUUUGUAAUCUGUCACAGACAACUGAUUUAUUAUUGAAGUGUGACAGAGGAAGAGGGGUCUAAAAUGGCAUCUGUUUCAUUUGUGUGUACAACAUAAAGUGCAUUUCAUCACGGUUUCUCUUGUCCCAGAAGUUGCAGGUAUGCACACUCUGAUCAUAUAUAUUUUUUUCUUUAACAGCAACAAAAACCAUGUUUGCCAAAGUUACUGGGCUUGUUAUUUAUAUGACUGUGUGAUCUGCCAUGCUGUUAUGACCGGGAUGAGGAAAUCAAUAAAAACUACAGAGAACUCAA